AUGUGUACAGACCAAUUUCACGGCUUUCUCCAAGCUCUACCGAAAUGUGAACAUCACGUCCACAUCGAGGGUACACUCUCGCCCGAGCUUCUCUUUCAACUGGCUCAGAAGAACGGCGUCACCCUGCCUUCGGACACUGAUGCCGCCUUUGCAAGUCCGUCGGCACUCCGCGCUCGCUACCGUGAAUUCGAGUCACUCGACGACUUUCUACAGUACUACUACACUGGUUUCUCCGUCUUGCUGACAGCCGACGACUUUGCCGACCUGGCUUACGCCUACCUCGCCAUCGCCCACGCCCAAUCGGUCCGGCAUGCCGAGGUCUUCUUCGAUCCCCAGGCGCACACGUCGCGAGGUGUCUCGUACGCGACGGUCAUCGAGGGACUGUCGACGGCUCGCCGCCGCGCCGCGUGGACUUCCCCCAGCUGCCACUUUGACGACGGCACCCUGAUCGGCUUCGGCAUGUCGAGCUCAGAGGCGCCGUACCCGCCCGCCCUCUUCAGCUCUGUCUACGACGCGGCCAAGGCAGCGGGCAUCCAGAACCUCACGGCCCACGCCGGCGAGGAAGGGCCCCCCUCCUUUGUGUCGUCGGCCCUCGCCGACCUCGGCGUGCUUCGUAUCGACCACGGCCGCCGCGCCGCCGAGGACGACACGCUGCUCGCGCAGCUCGCCCGCGACAAGACGAUGCUGACGCUGUGUCCCGUGUCCAACGUGGUGCUGCGCGGGCGCGGCGCGGCUCGCCGACCUGCCCAUCCGCAAGUUCCUCGACGCCGGCGUCAGGUUCAGCAUCAACAGCGACGAUCCGGCCUACUUUGGAGGGUACAUUUUGGAGAACUACUGCGCCGUGCAUGA
Verticillium alfalfae VaMs.102 is the source of this 849-nucleotide messenger RNA. Its product is annotated as adenosine deaminase. The record is from RefSeq and is a predicted model, not a curated record. Gene Ontology annotation, molecular function: adenine deaminase activity. Bases 1 to 849 code for a protein of 282 amino acids. NCBI's taxonomy places the organism in Eukaryota, Fungi, Ascomycota, Sordariomycetes, Glomerellales, Plectosphaerellaceae. Gene Ontology annotation, cellular component: cytosol; nucleus. Gene Ontology annotation, biological process: hypoxanthine salvage; adenine catabolic process. The transcript is spliced from 2 exons.